Molecule: messenger RNA, 1779 nt
Organism: Parascedosporium putredinis
Lineage: Eukaryota; Fungi; Ascomycota; Sordariomycetes; Microascales; Microascaceae
Source: the annotation of a GenBank genome assembly
AUGUUCAUAUUAGAGGCACCUCAAUCCCUCUCACCUCGUGGAGGACGGAACCUCGUGGAUAUUGCGACAUCCGAGAAGCACGGCGACGAUGCGAUUCCUCGCCCAGUCGGCGACUCGGAGGACGUCUCCCCAAUCAACGAUCGGGCUAUUAGCGAUGAGUACCAGGAUGGUGUCGCUGCUGUCGAGGCGACAACCCUCACCUGGUCCAAGAAGGAUUUGAUUGCGGCCUAUGCGAUCAUCUGGUUCAUCUAUUUUGUCGCUUCGACGGAAGAGGUCGUCGUGCGCUCCCUGACGCCCUUCGUGACCUCUUCGUUUGGCAGGCACUCUCUUACCGCAACGACGAACAUCAUGUCGAGCAUGAUUGCCAGUCUUACCAAGCUCCCUCUCGCCAAGAUUCUAGAUACUUGGGGCCGUCCGCAGGGUCUCGCAGUGUCCCUCUUCCUCUGGGUGAUUGGUUUUGUCAUGAUGGCCGCCUGUAAGAAUGUUGAAACCUACGCCGCGGCUCAGGUGUUCUCUCUCACGGGCGCUCAAGCUGUCAGCUACUGUAUCACCAUCUUCAUCGCCGAUACUUCGAGUCUCAUGAACCGUCCCCUCAUGCUCGCCUUUGCCACUUCCCCUUACAUCGUUACUACGUGGGUAGGCGGCCCCAUUGCGGACAGUGUCAUCGCCGGCCCUGGUUGGCGAUGGGGUUUCGGUAUCUGGGCCAUCGUCACCCCCGUCGUGGUCAUUCCCCUCAUCGCUCUUUUCUUGGUCAAGCAAAAGACUGCUGAGAAGGCUGGUCUGCUUGCUCGCCGCGAGAAGAAGCCCAUCACCCCCAAGAGCAUCAUCGAUUACUGCAUCGAGGUUGACCUUGUCGGCAUCAUCCUUCUUGCGGCCGGCAUGGCCCUUACCCUGCUUCCCUUCACCCUCUACUCUCAGCAGCACAAGUCAUGGCAGUCGCCCAUGAUUAUCGCCAUGCUCGUCAUCGGCCCUUGCCUACUUAUUGCCUUUGCUCUCUACGAAAAGUUCCUCGCUCCAGUCAAGUUCAUCCCCAUGCACCUCCUUACCGAUCGAACCGUCUUCACUGGUGGCAUGAUGUUCUUCUUCAUCUUCUUCAACUCAAGCGUCUGGGGUAGUUACUUCACCUCUAUGCUUGUCGUCGUUUGGGAUCAGGGUGUCACCAAGUCUACCUACAUCAGCAACAUUUAUCGUGUCGGCUCCUGUUUUGCGGCCAUCUUCAUCGGCUACUUUGUCAAAUGGACGGGCAGGUUCAAGUGGGUUGCCACUAUAUAUGGCAUUCCCCUCAUGAUGCUUGGCGUCGGCCUCCUCAUCCACUUCCGCAUGGCCUCCCAGAGUAUUGGCUUCAUCGUCAUGACCCAAAUUUUCAUUGCCUUCGCCGGUGGGCCGAUCGUCAUCGCCGGCGAAAUGGCUAUGAUGGCUCCUUUAAGCCGCCAGUAUAUUGCCGUUAUUAUUGCCAUCCUGGACCUUUUCUCCGGUAUGGGUACCGCUAUCGGCUCCACCGUUUCAACGGCUGUUUGGACGAGCAACUUCAGGUCCAACCUCGAGAAGUAUACCCCUCCCGGCACCGCGAUUGACGGCAUCUUCGGCAGUCUGUACACCCAGCUGGCGUAUAAGACCGGCAACCCCAUCCGAACUGGCAUCAACGCCGCGUAUGCCGAUACUCAGCGGCUGAUGGCCAUCGUCAGUACCUGCGGUAUCGCCGCGGCCUGGGUGAUGGCGUGGCUGUGGCGUGAUAUCAAGCUGAAGGAUAUUAAGCAGGUCAAGGGAACUGUCUUCUAA